ACUAACGUAAAAUGAAACACCCCUCCCGCCGCCACCGUCAACCGCCUUCCACCGCCGUCCUCCGCUCCUCUCACUCAAGAAACUAAACCGCCGGUUCAACUAUGGAAGCCGAGGGCAAUAAUACGAUUGCGCCGUUCGUCAUGAAGACUUAUCAGAUGGUCAACGACCCGAGAAUAGAUUCGCUCAUCACCUGGGGACGCGCCAAUAAUAGUUUCAUGGUGGUUGAGCCCUUGGAGUUUUCCGAGAAAAUCUUGCCGGCUUUCUUUAAGCACAACAAUUUCUCCAGCUUCGUUCGUCAACUCAACACUUAUGGAUUUAGGAAGGUGGAUCCGGAUAAGUGGGAAUUCGCGAAUGAAUGGUUUCUGAGAGGGCAGACGCAUUUGCUGAAGAACAUUGUGAGGAGGAAGAACGGGAGGAAUUUAUUGCAUUGUAAGCAUGGCGGCGGGGAUGAGGGAGACGAGGAGGAGGAAGAAGAGAUGUUUUCGGAGAUAAUGAGGAUGAAGAAAGAGCAGAAGGAUUUGGAGGAAGAGCUGAAGAGGAUGAACAGGCGGCUCGAGGCGACGGAGCGGCGGCCGGAGCAGAUGAUGGAGUUUUUGUGUAAGGUGGUGGAGGAGCCGGAGAUUUUGCCGCGGAUGAUGCUGGUCGGAAGAGAGAGAGUGGCGCGGCGGAUCAGCUUAGGCGCCGCCGCCGCCGGAGAAAAGAAAAUGAAGCUUGCCGCGGCGGCGAGUUGUCCGGUGAAGAAUGAAGAAGAAAAAUACGGCGGCAGUGUAGCGCUAGGGAUAAACUCGUCAGUUCACUUGUACGACGCGGAAUUUGAUGUGGAUACGCUUUACCAGUCCUCGCCGGAGAAUCCAUUGACAGCGGGCUGGUUGAGCCGUAGUAAUUGCUCCACCGUUUCUACUACUACGUCGUCGUCAUCCCAGUCGUCCUCCGAGAGCGGCGGCUUCACGGUGGCGACACCGUUAGAUGUUUUUUCCGGUUAUGAUUGUAUGGGUAAUGGAACUAGUGCGGCGACUGCACCGCCUUAUCCCUUUUCACUAUUGGAAGGCAGUAUUUAAGUACAACUUGUUGAUUUUUCUCUUAUAUGGAUAUUUAUUAUUACCUCUUUUUAUUUACAA
Molecule: messenger RNA, 1118 nt
Organism: Ipomoea triloba (trilobed morning glory)
Lineage: Eukaryota; Viridiplantae; Streptophyta; Magnoliopsida; Solanales; Convolvulaceae
Product: heat stress transcription factor C-1-like
Exons: 2
Coding region: 102-1058 (318 amino acids)
Biological process (GO): regulation of transcription by RNA polymerase II
Cellular component (GO): nucleus
Molecular function (GO): RNA polymerase II cis-regulatory region sequence-specific DNA binding; DNA-binding transcription factor activity
Source: RefSeq, a predicted model, not a curated record